This is a messenger RNA of Cylindrotheca closterium, 2172 nucleotides long. Lineage: Eukaryota; Bacillariophyta; Bacillariophyceae; Bacillariales; Bacillariaceae. The record is from the annotation of a GenBank genome assembly.
AUGGACAAGAAAAAUGGCCACACUUACCCCGCACAUAGAAUUCGUGCUCACGAUUACCUGGAGUCUUCAAGCCAAGAGCGGUCAGAAAUGAAUACGCUGCCAGAAUCAAGAUCCUUAUCGCAAACACCUUCCAAUCGUGAUAAACAAAACAAGACAGCCCGUUCAUCAUUGAUGAGUCCAAACGACGAAGACAGACCGAUGAAAGCCCCAGCUAGAACUAACUCUUUGAGAUUUCAGAGGAAAGAAGAGGAUAGAUAUGAACAGCUCCAGAUGAAGAACUCGGUUAAAGUCCAAUCGCAACAGUCAAUUGAUUCUUCGGAGAACUGUAGUGUUGUUGGUAUUAUUGCUGAAGAGUUCUACGGUCGAAACAACAGAAGACAUAAACAAACUUUCCCAACGAUGGAGAAACAUACGUUGACAAACGGAAAAUCCAUGAAUAGCGGCGCUUCUAGGAUGCGCGAUGACGAACGAUCGCAGGCAUCUUCAGCCGUUCCACCACCUCCAGUUUUACAACAGCAGUCACACUUUAGUCAACCAGGUGCUUUCAGAAUGUCUGUCGGUGGCCUUCCACGAUCCAGCGAUUUAAGCUUAGUUGCCAACAACAUGCCAUCAUAUCCAUCUCAUCAACAAGCACACCAGGCUCUUGUGCCAAACGAAAGUGAAAUGGAUGACGAAUGUCCCACACACCCAACUCCUUUGAACUUUACAACUAGUACGGGUACGCAUGUGACUGCUGCCACAGCAGUCACUGCUAAUCCAAUGGCAGUUGUGGAAGCCGAGCCGAUUGACAAACACAGGUUGCGCGAUUUUUUGGACAAUGGGAAAGUCAAGCUUAUCAUAUGUCUUCUGGUUUCUUUUUUUCUUCUGUUGGUAAUGGGAGCCGCGUAUUGGCUGACAGGAUUCAAUGUGAAGGAAUUAAGGGCUCCAGAUGACGUUGUUGAUGGAACACUGGCCCCAACGUCGCCUGGUGAUCUAGACCUAAACUAUUUCACAAGAAUCGCUCUCCCCGAAGACACCAGAUCUGCACUCCGUAAGGCCAAUUCACCACAGUCAAAGGCACUGGCCUGGCUUAAGAACAAUACUCUACUGGAAACAUAUUCCUUGAAUCGCAGACUGCAGCGAUUUGCGCUUGCUGCCUUCUAUUUUGCCACUGGAGGCGAUGGACGGUGGAAGAAGAACGACGGUUGGCUCUCGGACGCAUCGGAAUGCAGUUGGUACAAUACUUCGAUGGUGGAUUCAUUGCCAUGUAACGGAGGUAUUCUAACGGAGUUGUCCCUUCGCGAGAUGAAUCUUAUUGGAAACAUACCUAACGAGAUUUCAAUACUUUCUAAGCUACAAGUUCUCGACCUGUCCUCGAAUUUACUAACUGGGGUAAUUCCAACUCCCGUUGCGGACAUGUAUGCGCUGCAAGAGCUCCGUCUGUUUGACAACUACAUUUCUGGUGAAAUUCCUAUAGAGUUGUACAGAAACUUGAAGGAGUUGGAAAUUCUAGAUGUUGGCUACAACUUUCUUGCAGGUCAAGUAAUUGACAUCGGACACCUAACCAAUCUAAAGCAACUCCACCUUGACAGGAAUUUGUUCAUCGGGCUGCUUCCUGCAUCAAUUGGUCAACUGAGUAAACUUGAGAUUCUUUAUCUCUUCGGAAACGCCUUUGAGGGUACCCUGGAUAAAGUGUCAGUGUCGUUCAAUCGAAUGACGUCGAUAACUCAUCUAGGAAUUGAUCAAAACCGUAUUCAUGGAACACUCCCAGGAUCGCUGUCCCUCUUGACGAACUUACGCUCAUUGACGCUGGCCAACAACACAUUUACUUCCACAAUUCCAGUGGAGCUGUACAAAGGUUGUAAGGACAUUGAGGUGUUGGACGUUGCUGACAACUCCUUGUCGGGAACACUUGCCUCCGACAUCCAGUUGUUGACAAAUCUACAUUCACUAUUCAUGGAAGGAAAUCGGCUAUCAGGAACAUUGCCUACAGAGGUUGGGAAUUUAUCAAACCUUAGAUUUGCUACCUUCGAAGGGAACCAAAUGCAGGGUACAAUGCCGGGCGAAGUCUGCGAUCUUGUUUACAGAGGUUUUCUUCCCCCAAACAACUUGACGGUUGACUGUUCUCUCGUUGAGUGCUCUUGUUGUGAGAUGUGUCUGACGAGUGAGAUUCAAAACAUGGGAAAUCGAUAG